UAUAAAACUUGUGCAGCCUUCACUUUCUCCUUCGAAGAAGGCUAAUCGACUUCCACAUCUAGAAGAAACAGCCGCAGCAACAAUGGUGAAGUACUCGAGGGAGCCUGAUAAUAUCACCAAAUCCUGCAAAGCUCGAGGAUCCGACCUCAGAGUUCACUUUAAGAACACUAGGGAAGCAGCGCAUGCCAUCAGGAAGCUCCCUCUAGUCAAGGCCAAGAGGUACUUGGAGGACGUGCUUGCCCACAAACAAGCCAUUCCUUUCACUCGUUUCUGUGGUGGUGUUGGGCGAACUGCUCAGGCCAAGAACAGGCAUUCUAAUGGUCAGGGUCGCUGGCCAGUGAAAUCUGCCAAGUUCAUCUUGGAUUUACUCAAGAAUGCAGAAAGCAAUGCUGAGGUGAAAGGUUUGGAUGUGGAUGCUCUAUUCAUUUCCCACAUUCAGGUUAACCAGGCCCAGAAGCAAAGGCGUCGCACAUACCGUGCUCAUGGAAGGAUUAACCCUUACAUGUCUUCACCUUGCCACAUCGAAUUGAUUUUGUCAGAGAAAGAAGAAUCAGUGAAAAGAGAGGCUGAGUCGCAGUUGGCAACUAGCAAGCCCAGGAAGGCUUGAGCUAUAUUUUGACCUUUUGAGGGAUCCUAAAGUAGUUCGGGUUAUGAAAGUUUGUGUUUUUUUAUUUUGUUUUAAACCAAAGUUCUGUUACCUGUGUUUUGGAUUUUGGAGAUUAAUCUGAGUAUUUAUAUCAUUGUUUGGUUAUGUAUUUUGGAUCCUAAAUUAUGAAAUAGUAACACUAGAAUUAUACUUGAACUUA
Molecule: messenger RNA, 806 nt
Organism: Salvia splendens (bonfire salvia)
Lineage: Eukaryota; Viridiplantae; Streptophyta; Magnoliopsida; Lamiales; Lamiaceae
Product: 60S ribosomal protein L17-2
Exons: 7
Coding region: 83-607 (174 amino acids)
Biological process (GO): cytoplasmic translation
Cellular component (GO): cytosolic large ribosomal subunit; ribosome
Molecular function (GO): structural constituent of ribosome
Source: RefSeq, a predicted model, not a curated record